Scylla paramamosain (green mud crab) is the source of this 3370-nucleotide messenger RNA. RefSeq names its product galactoside alpha-(1,2)-fucosyltransferase 1-like. Lineage: Eukaryota; Metazoa; Arthropoda; Malacostraca; Decapoda; Portunidae. The record is from RefSeq and is a predicted model, not a curated record. Gene Ontology annotation, molecular function: galactoside 2-alpha-L-fucosyltransferase activity. Gene Ontology annotation, cellular component: membrane. The coding region runs from base 466 to 1680 and encodes 404 amino acids. Gene Ontology annotation, biological process: carbohydrate metabolic process. The transcript has 5 exons.
CUCUCUCUCUCUCUCUCUCUCUUACCAUUAUCAAGUUUGAAUCAAUUAUUUCUCAUUCUAAAAACUGUUGUCAUUUCUUCUCGACUUGGUGAUGACUUGUGAUGACGCGGUGGUGACUGAGUGACACGGUAGUUUAACAGGCUCCAGUGGAAGUUAUUUAAGUUUUCAAGAGUGUUUUCACGAUUUCAGUGACUUGUGGUGACUCGAUGCCUUGUUCCUUAAAAAGACACGUGCGAUACGGAGGAAGGAAGACGUAACAUCUGAUACUUAAGCCCCUAACAUCUGAAAAGCCCUUAACACCUGAACAAAGCCCAUACCUAACACCUGAAAGCCCCCAGCAUCUACACAACGCCUCUAACACCUGAACAAAUCCCUCAACACGUGGAGAAGCCCCAACACCUUUAACUGAAGGAGAAUCAGGGCCCUAACACGUACAGAAGGCAGCCCUCACAUGCCGCAGUAACCAUGGCCACAAUUGGGGAGAAGAGAACACUGACACUAGGUUUAGGAUUCCUCUGCCUCGUCUACGUCCUCCUGUUCUUGAAACCCUCAGACAAACACCUAUGGCUCACCAAGCACCUGGCCAACAACACAGUCUUCCAGGUAUCAAGUACAGAGCUGGAAAACCUCCUGGUCACCUGCAGGAGCCUUCCAAUCCUCAACACAACAGCUUCCAGGACAAAUGAGCAGGCGGGCCCUCGCCCUUCGCCACUUAAGGACCCCCUGCCGCUGCCCUCUCAGUCUGGCUGCUUCCCUUACCUUAGUGGGCUGUACGUUCAGCCGGUUCCAGAGCACGACUGCGACCAGCCUUACGUCACCGUCAACCAGGCAGGGCGUCUGGGCAACAAGAUGUGUCAGUACGCCAGCCUCUACCUCCUGCGUCACCUGUUUGGAGUCCGGGUGUCCACGCUCGAUGAGAUGCACGCAACCCUCGACAAAUUCUUCAAGAACAUAGUCAUGCCGAUCAAGAACCCAAGCUGCUUCAUGGGCAAGGCUAAGAGCAUUUCCUACAUGGACCUGUAUGACAAGCUGUACAGAGCUGCGGCUCAGGCCUGGACCAACACCACCUCCAGUGUCAUCAAAGAACCUCUGCUGGACACUUCCUACCACGUCUAUGACUACCCUGGACCCCGAGACCUCUUCCUGGAGCACCGGAAGCUGACUCACACCCUCUUCAAGUUCCGGGACGAGGUGAUGAAGAAUGCCGUACAGAACAUCAACAACGCUCUAAUGAGUUUCAACGCGACGUAUCACCAAAGGGACUUCCCAAUUGUGACUGUUCAUGUCAGGCGGACGGACUACGAGGGGCACAUGAAGAUGCUCUUCAAUCUGACCCAGCUGGGUAAACUCUACUACACCAACGCCUUUGAGUUCUACAAGAAGCGGUUGAAGCGCCCUCUGUUCCUGGUGGUGAGCGACGACCCGAAGUGGUGCAGGGAGAACCUGCAGGCGAAGGACGUGCUGGUCAUUGCCUCCGAGGUCCCAGCUGAAGACAUGGCGGCGAUGAGUUUGGGAGACCACCAUAUUACAAGCUACGGCACCUUCAGCUUCAUGGGAGCCUUACUGGGGAAGGGGAACAUAACACACCCGCUCACCACCAACCCUCGCUACCGCUUCGUGAGGUGCGUGGACUCCCCAGUCUUCCACCGCGUUCCAAGGGGCGACAAACAGGAGUAUUAGCGGAGAUGAUUCGGUGUUGGCAACAAUGUUUGUCUAUUUUAUUUUAUUUUAACUUUGAUGAUUUUUUUUAUUUUAGUACUUUUUUAUUGUAUUUCUCAUAGUUAAUUAUUUUUAUACAUUUUUUUUCUUUCUGCCAAUUUUGUAGUUUUCUUUUCUAAACACUUUGUUUAUCGAUUCUUUCUCUCCCACACAAUGUUUCCAGUAAUGUCUCUCCUUUCUUAAAACACUCUCUUCAUUCUUUCUUUGUCAGACAAUGUUUUGGGCGUAUCUCCAAGACGGUCGGGAAUACGAGUAGGGUGCUGAACCAAUUGCUCUAGGUCGUGGAGGAUAACAAUGUUGAAGGCUAGUUCACCAGGAUGGUUAGUGAAGGGAAAGGAAAGCCAAAGCUGGUGGUGAACAUUGAAGUCUCCAAGAAUGGAGAUUUCUGUAAAAGGCAGGAGAGUCAGAAUGUGCUCCACUUUAGAAGUUAAGUAGUCAAAAGAAUUUCUUAUAGUCAGAGGAGUUAGGUGAGAGGUAUACAGCACAGAUAAAUUUAGUUUGAGAGUGACUCUGUAGUCGUAGCCAGAUGGUGAAAAACUCGGAAGAUUCAAGAGCGUGGGCACGAGAGCAGCUUAAAUUGUUGCGCACAUAAACGCAACAUCCAGCUUUGGAUCGAAAAUGAGGAUAGAGAAAGUAGGAGGGAACAGAAAAGGGGCUACUGUCAGUUGCCUCAGACACCUGAAUUUCAGUGAGGAAAAGAAGAUGAGGUUUAUAAGAGGAGAGGUGGUGUUCUACAGAUUGAAAAUUAGAUCUUAGACCACGAAUGUUGCAGAAGUUAAUGAAGAAAAAGUUGAGGGGGGUGUCAACACACUUAGGGUCGUCGUCAGAGGGUAGUCCGACCUGGGGACAUUUGUGGUCCCUCCCCAGAUGGGGACUCCGAGGCUGGUGUAGGAAUCGCCAUGAAUUUUGAAAUUUUGUGUGAAGUGUGUGUGUGUGUGUGUGUGUGUGUGUGUGUGUGUGUGUGUGUGUGUGUGUGUGUGUGUGUGUGUGUGUGUGUGUGUUAUUAGGUGCUUGUAGUUUUGUGUGGAGGAAGAGAGUUGUCUUUAGAGGGCAGGCUGUGACUACCCCCUUGUGUUGUGAGACACAAAGGGAAACGUUCAGUGAGGUCACAGCUGGGUUUAAUGGUAAGUUCACAGCACCCCCUGAUCCAGUGCUUUAGACCUCACUGGGAGUAAUUAUCGUUUCAGCAGGUGCCUGCUACCUCCUCCAAGUAGAAUGGAAAUUGUUCUGAUUCUUAUAAUAUCACAUCUCUACUACCACUAUUACUACUACUACUACUACUACUACUACUACUACUACCACUACUGCUACUACUACUACUACUACUACUAUUAUUAUUACUACUUGCACUGUUACUACAACUACUAUUUCUAAAAAUUACAAUAAAAUUUAUGGGAAAAAAUGGGUAGAAUUACUGGCACUUCCAUUUUGUAUAAAUAUCGAUAUUUUGAGAGUAAAGGAAAACGUGAGUAUUUCAGGGGUAACAAAGACAAAAGCUUACUUCUCACACGCUCUUAUAUUAUCACGGAUGGAAGCUGAAAAAAAAAAAAGAAAACACUGCACAUCUAAACUUUAAUAUUAUAAUGCAAAUCCUAGUGAAAUUCGACACCAGGAAAGUUAAUGGUAAAAAAAUAUAUUGUUACAAGAAAUC